AUGGUGUUCGAGUCGAUUGUAGUCGAACUGAUCAACAAGUAUCUGGGAGAAUUUGUGGAAGAUCUAGACAAAUCACAGCUGAGUAUCGGAAUCUGGUCUGGCGAUGUUGUCCUCAAAAAACUGAAUUUGAAAGAAAGUGCCCUGGAUCACUUCAAUAUCCCUGUCAAAAUAAAAGCAGGACACUUAGGGAAACUAACAUUAAAAGUUCCAUGGAAGAAUCUGUAUAGUGAACCUGUUGUUGUCCACAUUCAAGAUAUUUAUGCCUUGACAGUUCCAAAUACAGCUGUUCAGUAUGAUGCAGAGCUGGACAGGCAAGCACAGUUUGCUGAAAAGCAGGCAAGACUGGCUCAGAUUGAAUUUCAGAAGAAAUGGGAGGCAGAUAAAGCAAAACCAAGAGAUCCUAAACAAGACAGCUUUGUGGAGAAACUGUCUGUACAGAUAAUCAAGAACCUGCAGAUCAAGGUCUCAGGCCUUCAUAUCAGGCACGAAGAUUCAUACAACAACCCCAGGCGUCCAAUAUCCAUAGGCUUUACACUAAAGGAGCUAUUGUUUCAGACAACUGAUGCCACUUGGAAGGAGACUGUUAUAAAAGAGGCUGUGUCACAGAUUUACAAA
This is a messenger RNA of Candidula unifasciata, 615 nucleotides long. The record is from the annotation of a GenBank genome assembly. Lineage: Eukaryota; Metazoa; Mollusca; Gastropoda; Stylommatophora; Geomitridae.